Molecule: messenger RNA, 1995 nt
Organism: Globicephala melas (long-finned pilot whale)
Lineage: Eukaryota; Metazoa; Chordata; Mammalia; Artiodactyla; Delphinidae
Gene: AKNAD1
Product: AKNA domain containing 1
Source: RefSeq, a predicted model, not a curated record
AUGGAUGAAGCCGAUUUCUCGGAAGAUGCAACUUCUGAGAAACAGGAGGAUUUGCCUUAUGAUGGGGACUUCUCCCAAAUUCAGAUGUACAACGAUUACAAUUUUACCUCAAAAUAUGACAUCCUUGAUGUCUCAAAUCAAAUGAAUUUAACAGAAGAGGACCUUCAAGAAAAGGCCACACAUAGAGAGACUUGCAGAAAGGCAGAUAUGGCCGUGACGUUGGAUAAAACAACUGAAAAUGCUGUCAGCAAAAAAUAUAAUAAAGAGAAUCAAUGCACCAUAAAUCUUCAUAUCCCAUCUAACCAAGGAGACCCUUCAAAGUCAAACAUUCCUGAUAUUUUACUCCAUCAUCUUUGCAAAGAGGAAUUCUCAAAAGGUCAAGGCAUUAAUUGUGAAACUCUCCCAGAGAUCUCUAAUGCUGACAGUUUUGACGGAGCUAUUAUUAAAAAUAUUAUUUUGCAGCAUGUUACGAAUUCUUGGCCAACAGAGCAAACCUCAGAACUCACUGACCAACUCAACUCCAAAAGCGAUGGUGAAAACAGCAAUAAGCCCGGGUGUUUGCCAACCACGACAGAAGAAAACACCUCUGAUUUAGAAGAUCCAGUCGCUGCUGGAGAAAGCAACCAUCAGGAAAAUUCAAAUUUUCUAACUAAAAUCAAGUGUCCAGGUGAUAAAGAAAAAAGUUGCCAAGGGCAGACACCCCAGAAACAGCAGGCUGAAAAAGCAAGUUCAGGCAACAGGUUCAAAUAUGGCCAAGGUCAAGUUCAUUACUGGUUCUCUGAUUCCUCUAAGGUUGCUCCUAAAAAUAACAUAAUUGACAAACCACUUACAACUGAUAAACAAGCCAGCUUUUCUCCUAAAUUGAGAGAUAAGUCAGCUAUUGUGCAAGAUAUUUCAGAAAGCAUGUCUAGAUCAAACGGUGUUGAAAAACAAGAGCAGAAAUGGAAAACUCCUGAAACUUCAAAACAGAUAGAGAUGGAGCCCAUGGUACACAUCCACCAAGAACAUCUUGCAGGAAUAGAAUCUGAGACAAGUCUCUCUAAGAUGCCAUUGACUUCUCAGAAAGACCCUUCCUCAAGUUCUUCUUACACAUUUCACACGAUAUCCCAAGGGAAACAGAUGUGUCAGAAGUUAAAAGAACAGACUGAUCAACUGAAGACUAAAGUACAAGAAUUUUCCAAAAGCAUAGCACAGGAUUCUCCCUAUCAUUUGCAAGAUAGGAGGCUGGUCCUCGAGAAAAUGCAGGGACACCUCGAACUGCUGGAAUAGGAGUUUCUGGCCAAUAAGGAAAAGCAUCUGACUUUGAAACAGCAAGUCCACAAGCGUGAAUCCCCAGCUGUCGAUGAAUUUGAUCCAGAAAGAAAAGUAGAAGGUGAAAUCUUCACAUUGGAGAUGCUACUUGAAGAUUUUAAAGAGAAAAUUAAUAAAGGCAAAUACACUUCAGCUGUCUCUCUUCCCGUGAGUUCUCAAAUCAACCUGGAUAACUUGUCAUCCACAUCCUCUCCAUCCUCAAAUGAGGAGGAGCCUAACAAUGCUGCGGGGAGGCAGGACAGCACAGAGACGACCGGUGCAAGCUGUGCCUUCUGCCACCAGGUCCUUGAAUGGAAGCAAAAAAUGGAGAAAAAAGGCCACAGAGGAAUCAACCGUGGAAGGUUUCCUGUUGCCAUUCAAGACAAGGCACGGCACCCAGACUCAGUUCUCGGUUCUGAUACAGGACUCAGCUGCUAUUCUGCUUCUGGGACUGGACUGCAGAGUAAUAAAUGUGAGAACUGCAGCACUAAGAUUUAUAACUCCCGAGACUGUUGCUCCCAGGCAAUGAGUUGUAUUUUUAAUCUUUUCUUUUUAGAAUUUCAUUACAUAUUCAACACCCCGGGACAAAAUUUCUUUAAUCACAGCAAAAGAAGUGCCUUUGCCCAGCUCUGUUAUUUAAAUGAAAAUAAAAAUUCUUCACUUUGUAAGUACAUCUGCAAGAUCCCAUCUUUGUACACAACCUAA